ACACACGCCUGAAGCAGAGCCAGUACGACCAAUCAACGAAGACGUUUUUAAUAUUUAGUUUUAGAAAUGCAUUUUAAGUUACUUAUAUGACAUUUUGUGGUUUGCUAUUAUAACUACUAAUUCGGUUGUGUCAAUUAAAUACGUUUUUCAGCAUUACUUUUGUAAAAUGAAAGGUUGGUGAAACAUUGAUCUGCUUCUCUUGUCUGACUGAAGCUACAGACCACAGAGGAAACACGUGGGUUAUUAGCCAGAAGUGUUUCACCCCGGCACCUUGGAAAACAAAAUUACGGUAUUUAAUCUAAACACAGAAAAUGCUAUUGUUUCGCUGUAUUGUUUAGCUUUAUAACAUUACAUAUAGUAUCAUCAUGUUACGUUGCGUGCUCUUGAAAAGUCUGCAAGCGGGCAGCAACAACGUCAGCAAUCUUGUCAGGGUCGCAGCAUCGGUCUCAAAUGAAAUCCGCCCCUUCUCGGCCUACAUCUCGGACCAGAGUUGGCGAAAGACAGACUUUCAGUCAGCCCAAAGAUCUUAUUGUGAUUCUGUACAAUUUAGAGCUACAAGAAAGGCCGCUAUUUUACACGAUACGAGGUCACAUACGACCUCAGGCUACACCGAAGAGAUUGAAAACACGGAUGAAGGGGCCGACCACGACCAGUUUGGGGAAUAUGGGAGGGACUUUUCCUCCAGGACAAUCUUCCGUAAAACGUCCGCAGAGCAGCAGGAUCUGAAAUACCGAGAUACAAGAGAGGACGAUUCGGUGGUGAAAAAGUUUAAGUCCAAAACAGGCCGACGAAACACUCAGUACUGGUAUUUCCUUCAGUGCAAGAAGCUCAUCAAAAAAGACAAACUGGCCGAGGCGUUAGCGUUAUUUGAGGGUGACAUGCUGGAAGGAGAACGGCUCCAGCCAGAAGAGUACAAUUACACUGUACUCAUUGGGGGAUGCGGACGAGUCGGAUAUGUCAAAAAAGCCUUUCAGCUUUACAACAAUAUGAAGAAGCGAGGUUUAGAGCCAUCAGACGCCACUUACACCGCCUUGUUCAACGCAUGCAGUGAGUCUCCAUGGAAACAGACAGGCCUGGAGCAGGCACUGAGGCUUCGCCAGGAAUUGCGCAGGAAGAACAUUCUUCUCGCUGCUAUUACCCAGCAUGCACUGCUCAAAACCUUCGCCCUGGCUGGCGACAUGAAGGCCUGCUUUCAAGUUCUGCGGGAGAUGCUCCAAAAUGGGCAGCCCAUAACGCAAGAGACAUUUCAGUACCUGCUCAUGUGCUGUGUGGAAGAUAAGCAACAAGGCUUCAGACUUGCUUUACAGGUAUGGUACCAAAUGCUUAAUGCAGGCCUCAAACCAGACACAAAGAAUUAUAACCUCCUCCUCCGUGCUGCAAGGGAUUGUGGGAUAGGCGAUCUGACCUUGGCUUCUACGCUACUGUUGAAAGAGCAGAAAGAGCCCGCACAGAAGGAGUCCCCUCAGAGAAGUGGUCAGAGGUCAAAGGUCAGUGAAUGGAGCCCGUCUUCCAAGCCACUAGACAUGGACAUGUUUGAGAGCCAUCUGUUUGCAGCAGCCAUGUCCACUGACUCCCAUGAGCUGGACACAGCACCUCUUGGCCAGUGGCAACGUGGAGACUGGCCCUCAGAGGUGGAGUCUCCAAGUGGGGGUGAUACAGAUGCUCCGGCAGAGCAUUGCUUCAGCGUGCACACUUCGGACUCGACAUGGCAGACUCAACUGAUGCCAGUGUCCCCAAAGCAUGACCUUGCGCCCUGCCCUCCAUCCAGUCCGUCGGUGUCACCCAACUCCCGCCCCCUAAACCUCUUGGACCCGAGCACUUGUCACCCAGAUGUGGUUGCCUUGGGGACCGUGAACAGCGCAUCUGAUAGGCUGGCACUGAUGGGCAAUCUGGAAGGCUUCUUGAAUAAAAUGGCUACCGAUGGCCUGAGCCCCACCAUCAAAACGCUCACGCUGCUGGCUGACGUGAUGGAGCCAAGCAGUCAGUCUGUGCAGAGCUUGAUCUCUGUCGCUAAACAGAAUCAGGUGAAGCUGGAUGUGGCCUUUUUUAAUACUCUGAUCAGGAAGUUUGCUAAAGCAGGAGACCUGGAAGGAGCAAAGGCUGUGAAGGCCCUCAUGCUGGAGAGGAAGCAGGCUAUGAAUGCACAAACAUUCUGUGCCAUUGCCCUGGCCUGUAGACGCAAGACUGACGGGCUGCAGCUUCUCUCAGACAUGGAGGCAUGCGGCGUAGGGGCCAAUGUCCACAUAUUCAGCGCUCUGAUUGGCCAGGCAUCCCGGCGUUUGGAUUACGCCUACCUGCACGAGCUGCUGCAGCAGAUGCACAGACUCCAAGUCCCACCCAAUGAAGUCAUCAUCCGGCAGCUUGAAUUUGUAGUGCAGUACCCACCCACCUACGACAAGUUCAAGUCGAAAAACACCUACUUGGAGAAGAUAGACGGCUUCCGUGGUUUCUACAAAGAGUGGCUGAAGUUCAUGCCAGGCCAGGAAACUCCUCACCCGUGGGACAAAUAUCGCCUCCAACAAACAGAGGACCAACAUUAUGGAACUGACUCCCAGUCAAACGAGACCACAAAAGUAGUCAAUGAGGUCAUGAACUAAGGGAUUUGAAUAAUUUUAACCGAUUCCCACUAAUAAUUUAGUUAUGUUGCUCUUGUUGUUAAAUCCUGGACAGGGCAGGACUUCUAUGUGACAUCUCUGCUUUCUCUGAAGGGCCAGAACUUCAACCUAAAAUGCAGAACUAAGAGAUCAUUAUAGUUGAGGCACAAUUGUCUUCCUGUUGAAUUAAAUAAUCCAGUUAGAUCACAGAAUUGGAAUGCUCUGCCAGCCUGUGGCUGGGUGUACAUACAUACUGCAAAAAAACAUUUUCUAUUAAAAUGUUCAAAAGGAG
Messenger RNA from Electrophorus electricus (electric eel), 2886 nucleotides. RefSeq names its product pentatricopeptide repeat domain 1 (gene ptcd1). Gene Ontology annotation, cellular component: mitochondrial matrix. Gene Ontology annotation, molecular function: protein binding; tRNA binding. The record is from RefSeq and is a predicted model, not a curated record. Gene Ontology annotation, biological process: tRNA 3'-end processing. Lineage: Eukaryota; Metazoa; Chordata; Actinopteri; Gymnotiformes; Gymnotidae.